This is a messenger RNA of Acanthochromis polyacanthus (spiny chromis), 5218 nucleotides long. RefSeq names its product euchromatic histone-lysine N-methyltransferase 1b (gene ehmt1b). Gene Ontology annotation, cellular component: nucleus. The coding region runs from base 169 to 4047 and encodes 1292 amino acids. NCBI's taxonomy places the organism in Eukaryota, Metazoa, Chordata, Actinopteri, Pomacentridae. Gene Ontology annotation, molecular function: protein-lysine N-methyltransferase activity; p53 binding; histone methyltransferase activity. The record is from RefSeq and is a predicted model, not a curated record. The transcript has 26 exons.
CGGCGAGGUGAAUGUGCAUGCGGGGAAAGAAAAGGAAAAGAGGAACAAUCUGUUCGACACGUUCUCGCUCUCCGUCCUCCCCCUUCCUUCUCUCUCUCCUCUCUCUCUCUCUCUCUCUCCCCUUCUCUCACUCUGCCUCACUCCCUCUCUGACGCCUUCUUCUUCUCAAUGGAGGCCAUGAGAAGAAAGCAGCCCGCUGGUUUAGCCAAGAGCAGCGUGGAUAAAGGUGCAUCCACAAAGACAGAGGGACUCGACCCAGCAAGCAAUGGAGAGGAGAAGUCAGACGAAGACAAAGAGGUAGCAGCCAGACUGGCCUCUUCCCCCGCAGCAGAGGCAAUGCUCAACGGCACCGAAUGUGAAGACACGAGGCACAAGAGCCUGACGUCGAGCAGCAACAAGACUGUACUGCUGGUCAAUGAAAACGGCACAUUGGACACGGAGCCGCCGCACGGUUCUGUUACUGGAAGCAAUGGAUUCGUUCUCACUAAGCAGCAGCAGGACAGCGGCGCUGCGACCCCUCACAGGACUAACUGGUUGCCUUCGGGCUCGCCGUCAGGGGGAAGCACGGCCAAACCCGCUUCGUCGUCGUCGUCAGGGUGUGCACAGGGUUCAGGUGCACUAAGGACUGCCUCCAGUACAGGGACUACAUCGGGACAGGGCACAUCAGACACUAAAAAUGGCACUGUUUUGUCUCCGGCACCCGUCACCAUUCACAGAGCACGCAAGACCAUUUCCAGACCUGCUGUCAGCCCGGCACAAAAGCUUCUUAACAGGGAAUUAAGGGAAGCAAAGAGUGCCAAAAUGGAGAAAAUGGAGACUCACGCUGCACCAGACGUGCACAAAUCUUCACAGCAGUCAUCCACUCAAAACCAUCUACCUCAGAGUUCACCGGACACGCCAGCUUCAGCACAAACCGCUUCAUCGGCUUCACCAGCACCUCCACCUCCGCCUCCUCCAGCUCCUGCAGAAACUACAGCUCCAGCCAAGCACCAUCUAGGCUCUUACUCAGCAGGGUUGUCGUCCCAUAAGAAGAAGAAGAGGAGGAUGGGAACGUACAGUCUGGUUCCUAAGAAGAAAACCAAAGUGCUUAAGCAGAGGACAGUUCUGGAAAUGUUUAAGGAGCUACAGCAAACUGCAAAGAACCCACAGCCUAAAGAGGUGGCAAACAUCAACGGGGAGAAGGUGGGAAACGCGUCCGAGGAGGAAGAGUCGGAAGAUCUGGAGUCUGAGGAGGAGGAACGACAGCAACCAGCGGCAGAACCUGCCAGUGUCGUCCAGGAGACAUCUGAACCCACAGCUCAGGUGAAGGAUGAGCAGGAGUCUGAAGAGUCUGGAGAAGAAGACGGAGAGGAGGAAGGCACAGAGUCUGAUUUGAGCACAGAGUCGAGUCUGAAGAAGAAGGCGCUGAAAAAGAAAACGAAAGCAGACAGCGCCUGGCUGAAGCCCUCUAGGAAACGAAAGAGGAGGAUGAAGGCUAAAGAACCGGAGGCGGUGGUUCAGCCUCAGGGUUUAGCUCCGGCCCAGCCUCAUGAUGACAAACAGUACACACAGAUUUUCCCUCCUGAGUGCAUCAACUACAACAAGCCUUCAGAAAACAAAGACAUUUCGGCGGUGUCAGCGGUCGAGGAGGCUCAGGAGCUUCCCCUCUGCAGCUGCCGCAUGGAGACUCCCAAGAGCCGAGAGAUUCUCAUCUUGGCCGACAGGAAGUGCAUGGCCACAGAGAGCGUCGACGGACAGCUGACCCGCUGCCAGGGCGCCGUGCUGAAACACGAAAUGAUGCGUCCGUCCAACACCGUUCAGCUGCUGGUUCUGUGCGACGACCAUCGCAACGGCAUGGUGAAGCACCAGUGCUGUCCGGGCUGCGGCUUCUUCUGCAGAGCCGGGACCUUCAUGGAGUGCCAACCAGACAUCAGUAUCUCCCACCGUUUCCAUCGUGCUUGUGCCUCAAUGCUCAAAGGUCAAAGCUUCUGUCCUCACUGUGGAGAAGAAGCCAGCAAGGCCAAGGAGGUAACCAUCGCCAAGGCCGACACCACCUCCACCGUUCCCCCUGCAGUCGCCCACGGUCCGGCCACGCCUGGAGCCCCCGAGGGCCGAGCAGAUACCACCACCGGCAGCUCUUCGUACCUGACCAUCGGGGCUGAAGCCAGCGGUCGAGCCGACAGUUCGUUGUCUGUUCGUUCUGUUCAAGGACCGGAUGCCUCUCCUGUUCCUGGAUCUUCAAGAACUUCCUCUCUGCAGGCCACGAUGGGACCAACAGCUCUGCCUACAAUCCCUUCAGGAGCACCAAGAGAAACUCUGGAGAGCAUCCUGGUGGCUCUCGACACAGAGAAGCCCAAGAAGCUGCGUUUUCACCCCAAACAACUUUACCUCUCGGCCAAACAGGGAGAGCUGAAGAAAGUCCUGCUAAUGUUGGUGGACGGUAUCGACCCUAAUUUUAAGAUGGAGUCUCAGAACAAACGCACACCGCUGCAUGCAGCAGCUGAGGGAGGACACAAAGACAUCUGCCACAUGCUCGUACAAGCCGGUGCAAACUUGGACAUGUGUGAUGAAGACCAGCGGACUCCACUGAUGGAGGCCUGUGAGAACAACCACAUGGAGGUGGUUCUGUACCUGCUGAGGGCUGGAGCCAGCGCCACGCACAAGGACGUUGAAGGGUUCACGUGUCUCCACCUAGCUGCAAAGUCUGGACAUUACAAGAUUGUUGAGCACCUUCUGUCCACCGGACUGAUCGACAUAAACUGUCAGGAUGACGGCGGUUGGACGGCCAUGAUCUGGGCCACGGAGUACAAACACGCUAACCAGGUGAAGCUGCUUCUCACCAAAGGAGCUGACAUCAGCAUCAGGGACAAGGAAGAGAACAUCUGCCUGCACUGGGCAGCGUUCUCCGGCAGCGUGGAGAUCGCCGAGCUGCUGCUGGACGCCAACUGUAAUCUGCAGGUCGUCAACAUCCACGGAGACUCUCCUCUGCACAUCGCUGCUCGGGAGAAUCGCCUCGACUGUGUCACGCUUUUCCUGAAUCGAGGAGCGGAUGUGUUUCUGAAGAACCGAGAGGGAGAAACUCCUCCGGACUGCUGCAGCCACAACUCGAAGGCCUGGGCAGCCCUGCAGGCCAACAGGAAGGAGAGGGACGCCAAGAACAGCAGGCACAGUCAAGCUGGAGAAAAGCUCCUUCACAGUGACAUUGCUUUAGGCCAGGAGCGAGUUCCCAUCCCUUGUGUGAACGCCGUCGACAGUGAACCGUACCCAGAAGACUACAAAUACAUCCCAGAAAACUGUGUCACGUCCCCGAUGAAUAUUGACAGGAACAUCACACACUUGCAAUAUUGCAUCUGUAAAGAAGACUGUUCUGCAAGUAUCUGCAUGUGUGGACAGCUCAGUCUGCGCUGCUGGUAUGACAAGACUGGUUGCCUUCUACCUGAAUUCUGCCGUGAAGAGCCUCCUCUCAUCUUCGAGUGCAACCAUGCAUGCUCCUGUUGGAGGACCUGCAAGAACAGAGUGGUACAAAAUGGACUCAGGACCAGACUUCAGCUCUUCAGGACCAGUAAGAAAGGCUGGGGUGUCCGGACGCUGCAGGACAUACCGCAGGGGACCUUUAUAUGCGAGUACGUAGGUGAGAUCAUCUCUGAAGCAGAAGCAGAGAUGAGGCAAAACGACGCCUACCUGUUCAGCCUGGAUGAUAAGCCACAAGACAUGUACUGCAUCGACGCCCGUUUCUAUGGCAACAUCAGCCGCUUCCUCAACCACAUGUGCGAGCCCAACCUGUUCGCCUGUCGAGUUUUCACGACGCACCAGGACCUUCGAUUCCCACACAUUGCCUUCUUUGCCAGUGAAAACAUCAAGGCUGGAGAAGAGCUCGGAUUUAACUAUGGCGACCACUUCUGGGAAGUCAAAAGCAAGACGUUCAGCUGUGAAUGUGGCUCCUCCAAGUGUAAAUACUCGGCGGUGGCCUUGGCGUCGCUGCAGGCCGACAGCACACCGGAGGAGCAGCAACAGCCCAGCGCAUCGCCUGACACCAGCUCUUCCAACAGCCCCUCCAGUCCUUCCUAAAACGCUCCCACCACGAUGCCCGUCCCCAUCCUCCUUCUGAAACUUUUAUCGAUGAACUUCUUGUACUGUAUCUCCACUUCUGAUUAAAACCAUGGACCACCGACCGUCAUGAGAACCUGUAAAAAACUUUGUUACACCGAACCAGAUGCACAAUCCAAUCCUGGAAGAACUUUCUGCUCCGUUAUUCCACCGUCUGUAACGUGAACAGCAGAGGGCAGCGACGCCAUGCACAGCAAACACCACAGAGACACUAACGGACAGUCUUUACAUUUCAUACGCAACUUUGCUGGGAAGGAGGACUGUGCAUUUUGUCUUUUUUUGUUUGUCUUUUAAAUGUAAUUGGUUGACCUAUUUAAGUGGCUUUUUGUAAGAGUCAUGAUCGAGGAAUUUGGGGUCGUGGAUUAGGGUUUUGUUGUCUUUUGCGAAGACAACCUCAACUUUCUUGACCUUUGCGGUCAUUUACCAUGAACCAUUCCAGCAAAAUUAGCUGAUAAAUUAAGUUGCCACUUUUUCGUGUCAUUUCAUCUGUCUUGUAGUGUUUGAAAGAAAGCGUCCCGAUGAAUUAUCUAACAUGUAAAGGACAAAGAAGUGGAGCAAAAAGUGGACAGUUUUUUUUUUUUUAAAGUGAGUAUAGAUCACCUAGUAGAAAGAUGCUGAACCAUUCCUCAAAGAUGAGGCGUUUCUAGUCUGAAUAAAUUGGCGGAUCUUUUUAUUGCGCAUGUUUAAGGGGAUUGAAAUGUGUCACAUACUUUGCCACAGUGGUGGAGGAAUCAAUGAAACUGAAAAUGAGUAAGAAAAAAAAAACAAACCAAGAAAAUGGUGCUGACAAAAGGUUUUUACUUUUGUUCUCAUUUUUAUUACCCAAGUGAACAUAGUUUGUAAAAUAAGAGAAUGUUUUUAAGUUUUUUAUGUUUAAUUUUUGUCUCCAGUUUUCUAAUCAUAGUUACAGUAGCUAGAUUUUAAUUUUGUUUCAUGAUUUUGCCGACAAAAGCCAACCCGUCAUUUUAAAUGUUGUUAGUAAAGCAGUGACUGUUGUGCAAAGUCUUGAAAGGUAUAAAUGAAAAAAAAGGUUAUAAAAAUGCACUUCCAUUACGUUCUGUUACAUAUUUCUGGACCGUGAACCAUCCAUCUGAUUGGUUGUAUCUUUUUCAAUAAAUUUAAUACUAAUGCA